Messenger RNA from Polyodon spathula (Mississippi paddlefish), 1250 nucleotides. RefSeq names its product DNA-directed RNA polymerases I, II, and III subunit RPABC1. NCBI's taxonomy places the organism in Eukaryota, Metazoa, Chordata, Actinopteri, Acipenseriformes, Polyodontidae. The record is from RefSeq and is a predicted model, not a curated record. Gene Ontology annotation, molecular function: DNA-directed RNA polymerase activity; DNA binding. Gene Ontology annotation, cellular component: RNA polymerase III complex; RNA polymerase II, core complex; RNA polymerase I complex. Gene Ontology annotation, biological process: DNA-templated transcription. The transcript has 7 exons. Bases 322 to 954 code for a protein of 210 amino acids.
GUGGCAUUACUUUGAUGCGUCACGAACCGUUUAUCAAGAUAUCGUGUUUUUUUUUUCUUCCCAAAACACUUUAUAAAAGCGCGUGAUUCGUAUAUAGUAAGCGUCCGGCUUUUAAAGGAAAACGAAGAUUAAAAAAAAAAAAAAAAAACAAUAACUAUGCAUUAUUACAUCUAAAAACAGGCAUCCUCGAUGGGCCCCCGGAACACGUGAUCUCCCAUGGAGCGGGGGGAUUGAGCGGUUGCUGCCGGGUUAAGAGAGAGAGAGCGAGCAAGCUUCUUUAAAAAACUAAAAAAAAAACUAUUACUAUCAAAUAAGCUAACCAUGGAUGACGAAGAGGAGACAUACAGGCUGUGGAAAAUCAGGAAAACCAUCAUGCAGCUGUGUCACGACCGGGGCUACCUGGUGACGCAGGACGAAUUGGACCAGACGCUGGAGGAGUUUAAGAACCAGUUCGGGGAUAAACCCAGCGAGGGGCGGCCCCGGAGAACCGACCUCACUGUGCUGGUGGCUCACAACGACGACCCCACAGACCAGAUGUUUGUCUUUUUUCCAGAGGAGCCCAAGGUUGGGAUCAAGACCAUCAAGAUGUACUGUCAGAGGAUGCAGGAGGAGAACAUCACCCGAGCCUGCAUCGUGGUGCAGAUGGGAAUGACACCAUCCGCCAAACAGUCGCUGGUUGACAUGGCACCCAAGUACAUCCUAGAGCAGUUUCUACAGCAGGAGCUGCUUAUUAACAUCACAGAACACGAGCUGGUUCCAGAGCACAUCGUGAUGACAAAGGAAGAGGUGACAGAGCUGCUGGGUCGAUAUAAACUGAAGGAGAGCCAGCUCCCUCGUAUCCAGGCGGGGGACCCAGUGGCGCGGUACUUUGGGCUAAAGCGAGGGCAGGUGGUGAAGAUCAUUCGACCCAGUGAGACAGCUGGGAGGUACAUCACCUACAGACUCGUGCAGUAGUGAAUAGCACGGUAAACGGCACGCCCGGCUCUUGUGUGCUAGAAGUAUCUAUUACCUGUAUAAGUAUACCACGAUGUCCCCAGAGUGUAGCAGUGAUACUAUUGUUUUGCUGUUUGGGUGCUACAGCUGCUGAUGCAGAGAAGCUUACAUCAUCCUUUAGACUUUGAAGACAGCGCCGGAUUGAUCCCAAUAAUGGCCCCUCAGUUAGUUCUAUAACUGACGUGCAGUAUUGUAUUUACUCGUUUCCUUGCGUAUUAAUUUAUUUUUUUUUUCCAAUAAAAUUGGACUAUAAAAUA